UCCCACCUAGGUGCCCCGAAGCACCUAAACGUCGUUCAGAUUCCCCUUGCUUCCACCCAAGUGGCGUUUAGUAUAUCGUUCAGAUUCUAUUCGAAUACACCCGGGUGAAGUGAGGAAAGCACCCUACUCUUGAUGCAGGGUGCCAGCGAGUAGAUUUUAAAUAUUUUGCGCGGCAAGUAAACAAUUGACGAUAAAGUGAAAAAGAGUGCUUACUACACAAAGAAUGAACCUGAAACUCGUAGUCACGGAGAAUGGUUCUCCAGUUAUUGAGCACAAUAAGCUAGUUGUGUGGGACGUUGAUGGUAAUUGUCCAGUGCACCUCGAUAUGACACCUGAAAAUCUUGUAUCUUUCAAUCUACAAGUAAAAAUAAAUUCCUCAGGUAAGAGUCAAGAAACAGAAACACUAUUGUCUAAUGAGCAGCUCACUGUGAACUGCGAGAAUGCAAGUUCACAAAGUCAACAGCUUACUGACAUCUCUAGCAAGAAAAAAAAUGCAACAUCAUGGAAAGAUAACCAUGCUGUCAAAACCCUCAUUGAAGAGUGGAGGGAACAUGAAAACUAUUUCAAGAGCACUACUAUUACUAAUAAAAAAGUCUGGGAAAUGAUAGCUAGUAGAUUGAAAAAAGAGAAUCCACUCUGGAACUACACUGGUCAGCAGUGUGAGGAUAAAUUCAAGGACCUUAGAAAACAUUAUAUAAAAGCUAGGGACCAAAAUGAAAAAAGCAGUGGCCUUCCAGUUGUUACCUGCAAAUUUUAUAAAGAGAUGGAUGAUGUUCUUGGUGAUAAACCAGCUGUGAAACCUAUAUGCAUAGCUUCAACAUUAAAAAAACGUUAUCAACCUGAUUCCCAGGACUCUUCAAGCACAGCUUCUGCAACUUACACAGUAAUAGUGAAAAUGACAGUGAUCGUGGUUAUGAUUGUUCCUCUAAAUUUAAAAAGAAAAGAAAAGUGUUACUGAAAGAAAUCUCGAAAGACUACUUGCUAUUAGAACAGAGGAAUCUAAAAAAAAGGAAGAGGCUCAACAGAAAAGGCAUAUUGAACGAAUGCAGCGUCAAGAUCAUGCAAUUGAAAUUUAUCAAAGUGCAAUGAACCGACUAUUAGAAAAGUUGUAGUUAGAGAAGUUAUAAGUAAUGCAAGAAGUAGAGAAUAGAGAAGUAGUGCAGUUUUUCCCUGUUUUCACCAAUAUAUGUCACUUUUUAAAAUUAUUUUAUUUUUUUCGAGUUUCUGUUGUGAUUAAAACACUUAAUAUUUUCGUUGGGUAUCAGAGAUCUAUGUUUAAAGAUAA
Harpegnathos saltator (Jerdon's jumping ant) is the source of this 1285-nucleotide messenger RNA. RefSeq lists its product as uncharacterized. The record is from RefSeq and is a predicted model, not a curated record. Lineage: Eukaryota; Metazoa; Arthropoda; Insecta; Hymenoptera; Formicidae. Bases 224 to 958 code for a protein of 244 amino acids. The transcript has 4 exons.